AUGGACCAAAUACACACCCGGGCCCUCGAAGCCCUCCAACCAUUCAUCCACCUCGCCACCUCCAACAGCGCGACCUCCCCACGCUUCAUCACAAACCUAAUCACCAACGCGACCUCCAACCCAAACACCUACGUAUUCGCCGAACUCCUCACCACCCCAGCCAUCCAAUCCCUCCGGGACCCCAACACCCCAGCCGAAUAUGCAAGCUACCUGACUCUGCUAGAGAUCUUUGCCUGGGGCACAUGGCAAGACUAUCAAUCAACACCCAACCUCCCCCCCCUCAACGACGCCCAAACACUCAAACUUCGACUCCUCUCCCUCCUCACCCUCUCGACAACCACCACCCCGCUAACCUACAGCUCCCUCAUGACGGACCUAAACAUCACACAACCCUCGGAGCUCGAAUCCCUCGUCACAAAAGCCAUCUACGCCUCGCUGAUCACCGCCCGUCUAUCGCCCGCUUCCACCCCGCCCACGGUGAAUGUCACUUCCGUGGCGCCGCUCCGGGACGUGAAGCCCGAGUCGCUGGGCAAGAUGAUCGAUAUUCUGACGGCGUGGGAGACGCGCUGUGGGGAUGUGAUUGGGGAUAUUGAGGCCGAGAUAUUGCGGAUUAAGACGGAUUCAGCGAGACGGAGGGCGGAGGAGCGGGAGAAGGAGGUGUUGUUUGAGAAGGCGCUUGCCGGGUGGGGGGCUAAGAUGGAGGAGAAGAAGGUUGGUGGUGGUGGCGGGGGGUGGCAGCAGGGUGGCAGGGGUGGUGGGGUGAUUGGGGGGAAUAAGAGAGAGUUUGCGGCGGAUGAGUUUGAUGAUGAUGAUGGAUAUUGGGAGCAUGGGCUUGAAGGAGGGGAUGGGAUGGGGGGAUCCAGGAUGGAUAUUGAUGAUGGGGCUGGAGUGCGGUUGGGUGGUGGUGGUGGAAGUGCUUCUUCGGGACCGGCUAGACAUCCUAAGCGGGUGUUGGGGAAGAAGUCAUAG
Aspergillus luchuensis is the source of this 969-nucleotide messenger RNA. RefSeq lists its product as uncharacterized. Bases 1 to 969 code for a protein of 322 amino acids. The transcript is spliced from 2 exons. The record is from RefSeq and is a predicted model, not a curated record. Gene Ontology annotation, cellular component: COP9 signalosome. Lineage: Eukaryota; Fungi; Ascomycota; Eurotiomycetes; Eurotiales; Aspergillaceae.